UGCUGAAGAGCAUAACAAAACUGCAGCAAAUCUGUAGCCGGCUACUCACCAUUUAUUAUAAGUUAUGGCACCAGCAGGCAAGAAUGCAUUGACUUUUCAUUAACACUGAAGCUCUCUCUCCUCUGGAAUCACUGUGGUGUUCCGUUUUAACACCAAAAACGCCGAAGAAGUUCAUUAUAAUUCACCCUUGAGGACCUGUCCAAUGUCUUCUGGUUGUCCACCUCAGUCACCUGCUGUGGCAAAGUCUGAAGUAGCGGUAGAGGGAGAAUGCCCGCUCCUGGCUGCCACCUUUGCCUACUGGGACAACAUUCUGGGUCCCCGGGUGCGCCACAUCUGGGUACCAAAGGGUGACCAGUUGAUGUUCCUCAGCGAUGGAGAAGUAACAUUUUUGGCUAAUCACACGCUCAAUGGGGAGAUUCUGCGUAGUGCAGAGUGCGGCGCCGUGGAUGUGAAGUUUUUUGUACUGGCAGAAAAAGGCGUCAUCAUUGUGUCUCUCAUCUUUGAUGGCGAGCUCAAAGGGGACAAGAAUACAUGUGCCUUGUCCAUUAUUUUGCCUCAGACAGAGCUGGCCUUCUACCUGCCCCUGCACACCAUCUGCGUGGAAAGGCUGAAGCACGUUAUCCGCAAGGGACGCAUUUGGAUGCAGAAGGGCUACAAUAUCAUCUCAGUGCUGAGCUUAGAGAUUGUCCCCAUCAUGGAGCUGUUGGCCUCUAUGAAGACGCACAGUGUACCAGAAGAUAUUGAUAUAAAAGACACGGUGCUAAAUGAUGAUGACAUCGGGGACAGCUGCCGCGACGAUUUCCUACACAAGGCCAUCAGCUCUCAUCUGCAGACGUGCGGCUGUUCAAUAGUGGUUGGAAGCAACCCGGAGAAAAUAAACAAGAUUGUGCGGACUCUCUGCCUCUUUCUCACGCCGGCCGAGAGGAAGUGCUCUCGCCUCUGCAGGACUGACUCCUCCUUCAAAUAUGACACUGGCCUGUUUGUUCAGGGUCUGCUCAAGGACUCGACCGGCAGCUUUGUUUUGCCCUUCCGCCAGGUGCUCUACUCGCCCUACCCAACUACGCACAUUGACGUCGACAUAAACACAGUGAAACAGAUGCCGCCAUGCCACGAGCACACGUACAACCAGCGGCGCUACAUGCGGUCUGAGCUAAGCGCACUCUGGAAGACGGAUAGCGAGGAGGACAUACCUCCAGAUACAAUCAUCCACACUGACGAAACCUUCACACCUGACCUGAAUAUUUUUCAAGACGUCAUGCAUCAAGACACUUUGGUCAAGUCAUUUAUAAAUGAGGUGUUCAUGCUGAAGCCGGGCCUGUCCCUGCGGAGCACCUAUCUGGCCCAGUUUCUGCUGCUGCUCCACAGGAAGGCCCUCACUCUGCUCAAGUACAUCGAGGACGAAACGCAAAAAGGGAAGAAGCCGUUUCGAUCUUUACGCAACUUAAAGGCGGACCUGGAUCUGAAGGCGGAAGGAGACCUGAACAUCGUGAUGGCGUUGGCUGAGAAGCUGAGAGCCGGACUGCACUCGUUCGUGUUCGGGAAGCCAUUCUACACCAGCAUGCAGGAGCGAGAUGUACUCACGAGCUUUUAACUUUCACUCGCAAUUUGUGUUGUUUUAGGUUCGUUUCAUUGUUACACGAAAGCGCGUGUGUUGAUGCGAGGCUACCAUCGUGCUGUGUCUGCUCCUGCUUUGCUGAAAGGAGAAUCACUUCUCACCUAACUUUUGUGUCUUUAUUGACUGACUGUUACUGCUGCUGUUAUGAGCCAUCACAAUUAAAGUUUUGAUAUAUUGCCAUGAUCAACUGUAUAUUAUCAGUAUGUUUUCAGUAGACAUGAUUCUCUGAGGGAUAAAGUAUUCAUGUUUUCUCAUCCUUCUCUUAAUAGAGGAUCUGCAUUAAUUUAUUGUUAGAAUUGGCUGAGGUGUCCACCGGGAUGUUUGCAAUUUAAUUUAAAAUUAUAUUUAUUAAAACACGAGUUAUUAGUUUCUUCACUGCCUGUAUCGUGCAGCAACCUCAGCUGGCCUUUGAACCUCUUACACGUGUGGCUUGCCUUUUUUUUUUUAAUCAUCUUUGUUCAAUUAAUGCUAAAUGUGAAUGAUGUCGAUUGCUUGACGUUACAGGAAGGUUGUGAGUAAUCAAGGUGCCCAUAUUUCAUUAUGGAAAAAGACAAAAGCAUUGUAAAUGACAUCUUCUCACAAUCCCUGCUGAAAAAGUCGAUGUGUGUGUUCAGGUGCCUUCGCUGGAUGCAUUUCCCAGUUGUAUGUAAAAUUGAUUUUCCCCCUCUUACAGUAACAGCCUGGUUAUUGGAUUGUUGGAAAUGCUCGGCUUUAGUGCAACCCUGAAUUUACUGUGGUCUUAAAGUCUUGUUUAUGUGUAAUAUGCUGACUUAAUAAUGUUGUGCUAUAUUACAUUUUUAUAUUUUUAAUCUAGAACUUUCUUUCUACUUGCAGAUUGGAUUUUUUUUUUUGUCUAAUUGUACAUUAACUUGUU
Molecule: messenger RNA, 2489 nt
Organism: Archocentrus centrarchus (flier cichlid)
Lineage: Eukaryota; Metazoa; Chordata; Actinopteri; Cichliformes; Cichlidae
Gene: c9orf72
Product: C9orf72-SMCR8 complex subunit
Exons: 10
Coding region: 203-1591 (462 amino acids)
Biological process (GO): autophagy; endocytosis
Cellular component (GO): autophagosome; endosome
Molecular function (GO): guanyl-nucleotide exchange factor activity
Source: RefSeq, a predicted model, not a curated record